UUAAGAACGUGUUCGGUUUCACUUCCCCUCUGGCGAAUGGCUUUACUUAGAGUUUAACUGAAGUUUAAAAGUUGUGCACUGCUUGUAAACAGAAGCAGGAGCUGCAGGAGCUCGUUCGCUCAUGGCUGUGGUCGGCGGUAAGAGCGCAGCGCCGUUCUCCGUGAUCAAGCGCUCGUUGUCUCUGCGCUCGGUGCUCUCCGGCGGGCGGCGCAGUGCGCAGGAAGGGCGGCUGGUGACCCGUGCUUCUCACCCGCUCCGGACUCACCGACACCCCUCCUUUGUGUGCUUCUCCUGCCAGGACUCCAUGAGCGAAACCCUGCGGACCUGCUACGCGUAUCUGAACCAGACCAGCCGGAGCUUCGCGGCGGUGAUCCAGGCCCUGGACGGAGAGCUACGGCAUGCGGUGUGUAUUUUCUACCUGGUUCUGCGAGCUCUGGACACAGUGGAGGAUGACAUGAGCAUCCCGCUGGAGAAGAAGGUCCCAUUGCUGCAGGACUUCCACACGUUCCUCUAUCAGCCGGAGUGGAGCUUCAGCGAGAGCAGAGAGAAAGACCGGCAGGUGCUGGAGGAUUUCCCCACGAUUUCGGUGGAGUUCAGGAACUUGGGCGAGGAGUAUCGCGACGUGAUUUCAGACAUCUGUUACCGGAUGGGUGUGGGAAUGUCCGAAUUCCUGGAGAAGAAGGUUUCAUCCAUGGAGGAGUGGGACAAGUACUGUCAUUACGUGGCGGGUCUGGUGGGGAUCGGACUGUCCCGUCUGUUCUCGGCGUCCCAACUGGAGGACGCUGAGGUGGGCUGGGACACAGAGCUGGCCAACUCCAUGGGUCUGUUCCUCCAGAAGACCAACAUCAUCAGAGACUAUCUGGAGGACCAACAGGAAGGAAGAGCCUUCUGGCCGCAGGAGGCCUGGAGUCAGUUUGCGUCCCGUCUGGAGGAUUUCGCUCGUCCUCAGCACCUGAGCUCUGCCCUGUCCUGUCUCAACCUGCUGGUGACCGAUGCUCUCCAUCACGUCCCAGACGUCAUCGAAUAUCUGUCCCGCCUCCGCAACCAGAGCGUCUUCAACUUCUGUGCCAUUCCUCAGGUGAUGGCGAUAGCGACCCUGUCGGCGUGCUACAACAAUCCUCAGGUGUUUCAGGGUGUGGUGAAGAUCCGGAAGGGUCAGGCCGUGACGCUCAUGAUGCAGGCCACAAGCAUGGGUGCCGUCCAGAGCAUCAUCGCACAGUACAGUCAAGAGAUCCUGCAGAAAGUGUCCGCCUCGGAUCCGUCCCGAGAGAAGACGCUGUGCAUCCUGGGCCUCAUCCGAGAGAAGAGCCUGUCUCCAGCCGCGCUCUCGUCCCGAGCGCACCACAUCUCUCCCGUCUACAUCUCGGCCGCUAUGCUGUUAGCGGCGCUCAGCUGGCAGUACAUGAAUGCCGCGGCCGGACAGCCACCAGGGGGCGCUGACAUGCACGGACACUGAGACCCGGAGCAGCGCUAAACUCACUGCCAAACCACAGAACGAGUCGGGGAUCUUUAGGGAUCUUUCUGUGUCACUCGAUGAUGUUCAGGUCAUUUUCACCCCAAAAUCAAAUGAGAAAACAAUAAGAAAUAGU
This is a messenger RNA of Carassius carassius (crucian carp), 1589 nucleotides long. Its product is annotated as squalene synthase-like. The record is from RefSeq and is a predicted model, not a curated record. NCBI's taxonomy places the organism in Eukaryota, Metazoa, Chordata, Actinopteri, Cypriniformes, Cyprinidae. Gene Ontology annotation, cellular component: endoplasmic reticulum membrane. Gene Ontology annotation, biological process: cholesterol biosynthetic process; farnesyl diphosphate metabolic process. Gene Ontology annotation, molecular function: squalene synthase [NAD(P)H] activity. Bases 122 to 1456 code for a protein of 444 amino acids. The transcript is spliced from 7 exons.